UCACUCACUGUGACAGUGCCAAAGCAAGCAGAGAACGCAAGAAGGAGGGGUAGAGAGAGGAAAGCAGAAGCCUUGAGAGCGCUGGAGGAGAGACUCGUAGUGACAGAAGGGUCAGAGGGAGCGGUACAGAGAGGAAGGAAAAGAAAAAAGAAUGAAGGGCUGAAAAAGAAAAAGAGAUGGAAGGAUGGGAGAAAGGAAGAAAGACGCAAAUGUAGCAGCGAAAUCUCCAGAACUGGACAGACACGUCUAAAGGCAGGAAAGAAGAUAAACGUGGAGUAACUAAUACACGGCGUGUGUUCGUGUGAGGCAUCGUGACUGACGGAGAUUGCGUGAUGCCCUACUGGUGGAUUAUGAAAGAUGAAAGUAAGGACGAGUGUGUUUUAGAGUAAGUCUUGAGCCAGGGUGAGCGUAAAGUGCAGGGGCAUCCAGGGUCAGCGUGGAGUGAAGUGAAGUGAAGCUUCGGUUCACGCUUUCAUCACAUACUCUCUCAUCAUGGGAUUUCAGAAGCUCUCCUUCAAGAAGACCUCAUAGUAGGUCCUUCUCUUUUUCACUUCCUCCUGUUGCUGCUCAACUCAACUCUCAGAGAGACACACAGAGAGAAAGAGAGAACGAGUCUCGUGGAUCCUGAGGAGCUCUGAGGAGCGUCGAGGCAGUACGUAGUAGUCAGUGGAUGCCUCCAGUAUCCAGCCAUGGGGGAGUGGACCAUCCUCGAACGCCUCCUAGAGGCUGCUGUUCAACAGCACUCGACUAUGAUUGGGAGGAUUCUACUGACGGUGGUGGUGAUCUUCCGGAUCCUCAUUGUAGCCAUAGUGGGAGAGACGGUGUACGAGGACGAGCAGACAAUGUUCCUGUGCAACACCCUUCAGCCCGGGUGCAACCAGGCCUGCUACGACAAGGCCUUCCCCAUCUCGCACAUCCGCUACUGGGUCUUUCAGAUCAUCCUGGUGUGCACACCGAGUCUAUGCUUCAUCACCUACUCCGUGCACCAGUCAGCGAAACAGCGCGAUCGCCGCUAUUCCUUCCUCUACCCGAUCAUGGAAAAGGACUACACCCGGGAAGGCACUCGGAAAGUCCGUAACGUCAACGGCAUCCUGGUGCAGCACCCAGACAGCGGCGGUGGCAAAGAUGAACCUGACUGCCUAGAGGUCAAAGAGAUCCCUAAUGUAGCACGUGGUAUCACCCACAGCAAGAGCUCCAAAGUACGUCGACAAGAAGGUAUUUCUCGAUUCUACGUCAUCCAGGUGGUGUUCCGAAACGCCUUGGAGAUCGGCUUCCUGGCAGGCCAGUACUUCUUGUAUGGCUUCAGCGUACCAGCCAUUUUUGAGUGUGAUCGCUAUCCAUGCCUAAAAGAAGUGGAGUGCUAUGUUUCGCGCCCCACCGAGAAGACAGUCUUCCUGGUGUUUAUGUUCGCCGUGAGCGGGAUCUGCGUGGUGCUCAACCUGGCCGAGCUCAACCACCUGGGCUGGAGGAAGAUCAAGACGGCCAUACGGGGUGUCCAGGCACGGCGCAAGUCUAUCUGUGAGAUCCGGAAGAAGGACAUGGCUCACCUGUCACAGCCUCCUAACCUGGGCAGGACCCAGUCCAGCGAGUCGGCUUACGUUUGAGCUUUCAAACAAAGUCAGGGGGUUGAAGGUUUGAUAGUAACGGAUAAGGAGUAGCCUUACCAAACCACACCCCAUUUCCACCAACCACUCCAUUCCCAUGUGUUAGAUAGUGUUGUGAUGUUGCAUGAGAAAGACGAUGGGGAGAGAUUCUGUUUCUGGAGAGUCUCAAGGAUAAAUACGAGGGCUGGGAGAGGACAGAAGAGCGGAAGAGCCGUCAGGGAAAGGUGACAGACUUCCACAUACAGGAACGACAAUGUCUUGGAUCACCUUUUAACUACUUUGUAGGGGAAAAAAAAUAAUAAAUUGCACGAGAAAGCAGGAGAGCGUCGUUCCUGCGCUGGAUCAUAGUCAUGGAAGAAAAUGACUGUUUAUGCUCGGUUUUGUCAGUGAGUCAUGCUAAAGAAAACAAUGGGGGUGUCUAAACAGAUAUUUAGCAGAUAUUUGCUUCUUCGCUCCUUUUCUUCUCUCCCAGUCUACUUCAUGUAAACUACAUGAUGGCACCUUUAUAUCACAGCGUCCUACACCAGGAUGUUCUUUCUCUCUGUUUCAGUCUUUUAUCCCUACAUAUCAUAUCAUAAAGAAGAGAAUGAGAAGAGAAAAGUGCACAAAGAAAAGAGUAAAAAAAAAAAAAGAAGCUUAUUAUAUUAUACUUUAUGAUACUAUUUAGUGCCAUGAUUUUAAAUGACUUUUACAGCUAUAUCUAUAUAAAUAUAUAAUUCGAUAUUUAGUUACCAAAUCAUCAUAAACGUAGAAUGAGUUAGCUUUAUCCGGAGAUAAAGUAAAGCUUUUCAUCAUAAAGUUAUUCUGAGAUUUACUAUAUACAAAUGGAAGUUUUUUUCUUUCCGAAACUUCAUUUCUACAAAAAAAAAGGGGAGGGGGGGGGAGAUAUUGUAAAGGUAUGACGUUGAAAAAGGCAUGUUUACAAAGCACACCCUGUUGUGCAGACGAAAUGUGUUUGUUUUGUUGUGAGGGAGCUUUUCUUAUCUGACGAUUAGCUUUUGUCCGUCCGUGGCGUGUUUUGAACUGCAUGCCUUUUACAAGAAAAGAAAGAGAGGAAUCAUGCAUGUACACGUUGCACCUUGUUUAUCAGAGAGAGACGGGGGAGAGAGAGCGGCUAAGAGAGAGAGAGAGAGAGAGAGAGAAACUCACUCUGGGAAGGGGUCUGCUGAAAAUGCUCUUACAGCAAGAUUUCGUUUAGUUCACUAGCCAAAGAGACAAGAGCGUAGAGGACAUGGAGGCAGCCUUGAGGGUUACGUCUAUAAGAAGUGACACGCACAAGCUCGACUGCUCUAAAGAGACUUCUUAGCCUUUAGUGGAGAUAAAGAUGGAAUGGAAUGACAAUACUCAAGAUCAUGUUUUAGUGUCCUUACGUAGAACUGAGUACAUUUAAUGUCUUUCUAUAUAUAUAUAUAUAUAUAUAUAUAUAUAUAUAUAUAUAUAUGUGUGUGUGUGUGUGUGUGUGUGUGUGUGGUCUGAGCCAUUCCCUUAGGUUAAAACAAGGUGUCCCAUAUCCAUGCACACACCCACACACACACACUCAGAGCCAAUAUUUCAAUGAGGCACAAUUAGGUCUAUAUUAUCAACACUCGAGCAUAAGUGCUUGAGCAUGGACUCCACAGAUAGUGAGAGCUAUAGCGAAGGCGUGGAGACAAACCACAGACUGACGGAAAACUGCCAGGAGAAAGUCAGAGGGAAAAAAAAAAAAAAAAAGAACGAGAGACAGACAGUCACAUGUUCUUUUUCUGGUGUGUCAAAUACACAAGCUUCUUUGAAAAAAUCUGUUUAGGUUUGGAGCAACAAAAGCUGCGAUCCAGCCAUAACUCUGCUCAUGUUUCAGCUCGUGAUCUGCAGCCUGGAGAAGGUCGAGGUGCACGACCUACUUUAAUUAAACUACUGAAAUAAAUGUGAUUAAAAAGGCUUCCUGUUUCUCCUGCAGCCGUUAAACCAGAAUUGGUUGAGAAUCAAUACAAUGAAAAGUAGAUUUCUUUUCUUGCAUGAUGACAGAUUUGAAGCGAAUUUGACUCACAUUUUAGUAAAAGCUGGAAAAAAACAAGCUCUUUUCUGUUAAAUGAUGCGGAAAAGAAACAGACCAAUUAUUUAAAGCCAAGAAUUACUGUUCCUUCUUCAUCAGAACAACAGGUGAGAAAACGCAGGGCAGCUAACCUUACUGUCUAUUCCGAGCACCUUAUUGACUUUAUUGUUCUCUUUCAUUCCUUUAUGCCCGUAAUUGAAGGACGUUACACUUCCAGCCAGACAUGCCAUCAGCAACCAACCAACCUACCAGUAAUUGGGCUAUUAUGAGAAAAGCAUUAAAGUCUAACCAGCUGCUUCCCUAAGUGAGCUUUUCUUCAGCUGAUUGUGAUUAAAGCCAAUACCUCUCCUCGGUCUCUUCUUCUACUACCUUUAUGAGUGUUUUAAAUACAAAAAGAAAAGCAGAAUUUAUGCAAAUACGGUACUAUUUUUUUCUCCCCUUUCUUUUGGCUUGUGUAUUGAUGUUCUGUGUACUUUCAUUCUUGAGGUGUUUCCCCUAAUCUGGUCUUCAGGAACCACCAGAUGGUCCAGAUCUCUGCUCUCUCUCCCUCUCUUUCCCUGAGCUUCUGAAAAUAUGGCCGAAGCCAGACAAUGAUUGACUUUUUUGUUUAUCAUAUUGGCAGUCGCUCUUAUCCAGGGCUUUGUUGAGUUGUAGGAAAUCAUACAUGCCCUUAUGCUAGUGCAGAUUGGAUGAAGUCUAAAGAUGCCAACACAUCAACACCCAAUUAUGGGUCAGGAUUGAAGUACUUUUUCCAUAUAAAGUGUUAAUCAUAUAAAAGCGCUCGUAAGUCUGCAUUUAAUGAAAUUAAGCCAUUUGAACACUUCACUCCCAGCAGGGUGCCAGUAAAAAAAUCUGGAUGCUUGUCUUUCUUGUCUGUUAAAGCAGGAUCGUCCUUGGGUUUAGGGUAUUUAAGGCAAUUUGAAAUAAAUGUCGACAGAAAUUUGGAUGGAGACACGAGUUUAUGUCUUCACAUUAAAAUCGUCUUAUUUUUAGCCAGAAAAGAAAUAUGAAGCAAGGUUAAGCAUCAUAAUGUGACAGUUACUUGCAUAUCUGGGCUUUAGUAAGCAAGGAAUUUUAUGCAAAUGGACUAUUACGGGAUACAGUAUUUCUAAUACCCCUGGCCUAUGUCUAGAGGAAAUGAUAGUGCUGGGGGGUGUGGUAGCUUAGUGGUUAAGAGGUUGGACUACUGAUUGGAAGGUCAUGAGUUCAAAUCCCAGGUCCACCACGCUGCUGGUCACCUGAGCAAGGCCCUUAACCCUCAGUUAUAAUAAAUCUGAGAUAAAUUGUAAGUCACUCUGGAUAAGGGCGUCUGCCAAAUGCCACAAUAGAGUGUAGUGUCUGUAAAAUAAUGUCGCCAGACUGUAAAAUAAUCACCAGACUCUUUAGCAAAAGAAUAUGUAGUCAAACUAGUAGAGAGAAGAAAUAAACUUCCACUACUUGGAGGUUUGCAGAAGGCCUGAUUUUGGGAAACACUUCAGUACUGUAAAGUGGAGUGAUGUUAAGAGGUUUGGGGCAUUUGCAUUAAGAAAAGAGGUUAAUAUGCCUGGGGAGUGGAAAUAUAGAUUUAUAUCUAUCUAUAUAUACAUAUAUAUCCCUCACCGAAGUACUGUAAUAUGCAACUUCAUUCUUGAAUUGGAGUUAUAAAUGAUAUUUAUAGGCUUGGAUACAUGCAUGCUUUAAAGGAAUGUGGCUGGAAUUUUGUAAUUUAUUUUAUAAGAAAAAAAGAGUAGCGCUACUUGACAGCAGACUUUCAGCCCUGCUCUGUUAGUGAGGAAAAAGUAAACCAAUUGAAUCUUGAUCUUGACAACUAAUUAUGCACAAAGUGCAAUAUUAUCAUUUGAACAAAAAGAAAAUUUCUGUACGUGCUGUGUAUCAAAAUGUUUUUGAUUUUAGUUUUUGAUUUAUUUAUUUAUUUAUUUUGGAGAAUUGUGGUGUUUCCGGGAAAAUGAUUGGACAUUUUGUCUUGUCGCAUCAUGUCUAUAGCCCCUCACUGCCACAGUGUUUUAUAGGAUUGGUUUUUAUGUUGUUUUCAUCGAUCUUUCCGAGACAUAAUUGAUGUGUUUGUAGCCAAGAUCUGAGCGUUCGAUCGACACUAGAAACCUUAAUCACUGCCACUGGUCGGUCCUUUGCUUUUGAAGCGAGGAUGUUUUCUACUAUAACAGAAGGUCAUAAUGUCGAUGAAGCGCCCAGAGAAAGUAGUGGACCAGCGUUAAUGUCUACUGCACAUGCAAAAAAUGUCUCAGGUAUGUUGAUUUUUGUUUUUUGUUUUUUUGUAACCUGACACUCGGAGCGGUACAUCGUUUUUACUCUUUCUACAUUUAAUACUUGGAUGGAGUACUUAUAAUACUUAAAUGGAUCUUAGUAAAAAAAGCCAUUUGGGAUUGUACCCACUUUUUUUUAAGUUGUUACUGCCCAAUUGUAAGACCUGUAAUCUCUACGUUGUGCCGCAUGUAUUGAUGCAUUCAAAGACAAACAAAAAAAAUUUUUUUUUACUUUACUUUCAGCCAUGCCAAGGGACAGUGAUGUUGAAUAUGACUGUUCAAACACCGGUGUUUUAUAGGCACACACAGCACAUACGAUGCGAAGUCUACAAUCUUAUACUGCCACGUAUUAAUCCCUUUAAAAAAGGACAUCACGGUGUACUAAUGUGCUCUCUCCGUGCUCAUGCAUCCGACUACACCAAGCUCAAUCUGGCAUGUAGCCUCAGUAAAAGCUAUUAAAUCACGCAGAUUUCCUCGCUGUUUACGUUCGCUGGGUUGGCGCUGGGUUCUUGGUAAAAAAAAAUCUUUCCUCUUAAGCAGAUCCAAAACAAGUAAAACCUGGUGACAGAAUGGUGGGCAUGGAGAGAGUCAAUACUCAAAAUCAGGGUUCUUUAUAGUAACCAGGGUAGCAACGCAAUUUUCGAUCACUGCCUCCUAAACAAGCCGUUGUUUUGAUUCCAUGUGUAUCUCAGCAUACUACACCUCUAACACUGGUGUUGAGCAUUGAUCUACUAACAUAUUCAACGAUAGCAGACUUUAUAAAGAUAUAUCUCAGCAAGGCCAAUUCAUACUAUUUUUACGUGAGGGCUAAAUAACAGCAAGGUCGCUAAACAAUCGCUUUUAGCGUUAAUUAAUAAACGAAACCAAUCAUAAUAUCCGUAAGAAGUGCUAACAUUCUUUGAAACUUGGAUUCUUAGAUUCUGUCAAGUCUUGACCCUUUAACAGAUUAGUUCACGGCAACAAUUCUUUUUUGCAAUGCUGGCAUUCAUUAAGAGUCUUGAAGUUGCUCAUCAAAUUCCUAAAAAGACAACUUCAAUCAGAGAAGGUACAAAGCCAUAAUCAAACUUUAAAAGCCACUCUGUAAAUUCAUUUACAUUUUUUCCCUCUAUUUUCUUCUCAGUUUGGUCACUGGGUACCAAACGGAGAGUGCAAAGGCUAACACAUGAGACACCAACUGCAUCUUUUCAAGCCUUUGCUAAUGUAACACACUCAGAGGAAAGUGCUGUCUUCCUCAUGAGCUUACAGACACCCAGGAUUGGCUAGUUUUGCUGUGAUUGACAUGGCAGAGAGAGUACGUCACCCUUCCCUCAAGAGCGCACAGCCAGUUUAGCUCCUUCGGCUCUCAGCUACAGUCAGGUUUUAACGCAGUUCUCAAUCAGUUAUCUGUCACUGCUGGGCCCUUAAACAAGGCUCUUCUGCUUCAGGGCGGAUGUAUCGUAGCUGAUCUUGCCCUCUGACUCCAAAUUCAUAAGCUGGGACAUGUGCAAAAAAGGAUUUCUCUGUGUUUUGAAAUGACUACGUGAUGAAUAAAGGCUUCUUCUUCUUCUUAGGAUAAUAUAAAUCAAUGGAGGCCAUUUCAUCCACAGUGUGCAGGAUGUUGUAGCAUUGCUUCCUAACAGCUUCAGGGUUCCUGACGUUAGGUUACUCUCUGUAAAGACUUUUGGAAAGAUGUUCUGCUGAUCCUCUGGUUUUCACCUAAUUCUCAUUCAUGAGUCAUGAAGGAUCCAGUGCUUAUAGUGGAAAUGUGGGGCACGAGGCAGGAAUACACACUGGAGGUACUUCUGUGCCAGGAAGUAGGUUGCCUACUGUAAAGUGAACGAGUGUGAAAUUGUGUAUGUUCACCGUGUCAUGAAAAGGACCGGAAUCUCGUUCAGGGUGUAUUCCAGCCUCGUGGCCUUCAUUUCCCGCUAUAGUCUCUGGAUGACCUUGACCGUGAAUGUGAGUAAAAAAACCUGAUGGCAACCUUUACUGCAAUGCAUUUAGCAUUCAAGCCUUUCUCAUGCUGUUUUUCUUUAUUCACAAAUUAUGAAGAGAAAUGAAAGGGGGUGGGGUCAGACGAGGUAGAGAGAACGCUUGUCGCAAUUUGCCCCACAGGCAGCCCAGGGAUCAAACUGCUCCUGUAAGAGCAUUUAAAAGAUAUUGAGACUUUAAGAAUCCAAGAUUUGGACUUUUUCCCCUAAAGCCAUAUAAAGGAAAAAAAGCUGGUGUUUAUUUUGUAUGCAACUUAUUGCACUGGCAUUACAGCAUCAUUAACACCAUGUUUCAGGAAGAAAUACAAUCUGUGCUAACAAACACUAUGGCUUCGUGUUGGAACCAGGAAUUUUACUGGUGAUUGUGAAUAUGUAGCAUUUUAAGGUUAGCCUGCAACCAAGGCUGUUAUGUCAUGAUUUAUUUAUAAAUAGGGGUUUGGAUUUGUGUACAAUUUCUAGCUUCGGGUUGGAAUAACAUCGUCGUCAUACUAACGUGCACAAAACUCGACAAAAAUAAGAGUGGUACUUGUCUUCACCGUCUUAAGCUGCCGCAAAAAGAAACGAAAAAACACUUCUAUCUUUAGCCAAGAAGUGAAACUGUCACAAACAGCUGUAAAAGUGGCAGCCUGCUGUACUUGUUAAUACAGACGCAGCUGUGCUUUUACUCUUCACACUCUUCACAUGCCGAAAACAUUCAGGUUUGCUGAGCCAUCUGACACA
Hemibagrus wyckioides is the source of this 8587-nucleotide messenger RNA. RefSeq names its product gap junction delta-2 protein (gene gjd1b). The transcript has 2 exons. Bases 690 to 1604 code for a protein of 304 amino acids. Gene Ontology annotation, cellular component: connexin complex. The record is from RefSeq and is a predicted model, not a curated record. Gene Ontology annotation, biological process: cell communication. Lineage: Eukaryota; Metazoa; Chordata; Actinopteri; Siluriformes; Bagridae.